AUGCCUCGUAUCAUACCAUUUCGAAUAAUUGAGACUAUAUCACCUCCAGGAGCCAGAUUUUAUGGACGGCGUGCCAGGGUUCGUGUUUCUGGAAGUAAUACGGAACCAUUGGGAGUUCGAAAACGGGAUCUCCUUCCGUCAGAGCAAGAGCAAUUGAACGAAGAAGAGGCACAUAAAAGAUACGUCGCCGGUAGAAAGGCGGAAUGGAAGCGACAACAGGAUGGAACACGAUUCGUGGACCAAUUGAUCGUCAAUAUCAAAGCAGGCAAAGGAGGAGACGGAUGUGUCGCGUUUAACCGAGAGAAAUUCAUGCCGUAUGGCCCCCCAUCAGGAGGAAAUGGCGGUCGAGGCGGAGAUGUUUACAUUCAGGCCGUUCAGGGGCUUUCCAGCCUCGCCAAUGUCCCAGCGCGAAUCCGUGCAGAGAACGGCGAACACGGCAAAGGAACGUGGCAACACGGCACUGACGGGAAGCCAACCAUCAUUCGAGUGCCCGUUGGGACUGUCGUCAGUGAACUCCGCGGCCCUCAGUAUCAAAUGCCGACACCAGAAGAAAUGGAGGCGCAGAGUUUACGAGAUCUCGGCUUUGAAGACACAGAAGAAGGUAGAAUAGAGAGAGAAAGAGCUCGGAAAUGGGUCCAUUAUCCUACAUGGGAGGACUCUAAUGUGAAACGGGACGACUUUCGGGCUGCGGAAGCUGCUAUUAAACGGGAGGAGAUGACACAGAAACGGCUGAAAGCGAUGGAGAAGAAGCGACUAGGCUCACUCUUCUUUGACCUUGAUGAAGCUCAUCCUCCAGGUGACAAUGGACGACUCGUUGCUCGAGGCGGGCUCGGUGGCUUCGGUAACCCUUUUUUUCUCUCCGCGGAAACCCGUUCGCCAAAAUGGGCAACGAGGGGCAGUCAUGGAGACUGGAUUACUCUCAAAUUGGAACUGAAGAUACUCGCGGACGUUGGUCUGGUCGGCCUGCCAAACGCUGGCAAGUCAACUCUACUACGCGCUCUCACCAAUUCCAAGGCGGAAGUGGCAUCUUAUGCUUUCACUACGCUGAACCCACAGGUUGGGACUGUCCGAAUGUGGAGCGAUGGACGUGCAAGCGUCAAAGAAGGACGAGUUAUCGAAGAAUCUGCAGUUGAGAGGGAAAAAGAGGCACUGGCUCUUCAAUCUGGAGCAUAUGCCUACGGAAGACCGUCAGAGGAGGCACACGCGAACAUGGGAAACACAGCCCACCAUAACAAAGCCCACGAAACGUUGAGGUUCAGGAUUGCGGACAACCCAGGUCUUAUCGAAGGCGCUGCGGAGAAUCGUGGGCUAGGUCAUUUUUUCCUCAAGAGUGUCGAACGAGCACCAGUGUUGGUGUAUGUCGUCGACCUCUCGUCAGAUGCGCCGUGGGACGACCUCAAGACUGUGAGAGACGAACUCGAGGCGUACAAGCCGGGUUUGAGUGCAAAGGCUCGAAUGGUGUUGGCCAACAAGGCUGAUGCGCUCGACGCCAAGACGGCAGAAGAGGUGGACGCGUCGCGAGCAAAGCUCUCGCGUUUGGAAAAGGCGGUCCACGAUAUGUGGGAAGCGGGUCCUAAGAUUGAAGGGAGGACGCUUGAUGUGGUUCCGGCCUCUGCAAAGUAUACGCAGAAUAUGACGAAGGUCGUCCGGUUGUUGGGCACGUAUGUCAAAGAAGCAAGAGAAAUAGCGCGAUACGAUAUAUAG
Serendipita indica DSM 11827 is the source of this 1704-nucleotide messenger RNA. The record is from the annotation of a GenBank genome assembly. Lineage: Eukaryota; Fungi; Basidiomycota; Agaricomycetes; Sebacinales; Serendipitaceae.